GAGAAUGCAAUAUAUACCUUCUUUACACUUCAGCUGUGUCUUUGCCUGGGAGUUGCCCAUCCUAACAAGCAAGCCUUGUUCCUCCUCUUUCUUCUGUCUGAGGGAAUAAAGACUACCAGCCAACAUGUCUGAGAAAAGGAUGUCUAUGAGCAGAAAGCACACCCUGAAGAGCUUAAUGCUCCAAGUAGCGAAAGACCUCCUGGAAGCUGAAGCUGUAGAGAAAGUGGAGGAGAGGAAGAGGUACAUGGAGGAGCACUGCCCCCCUCUUUCACUGCCUGGCAGCAAAGCGGAUUUAGAGGCACUCUGCAAAGAACUACAUGAGAAGAUUAUUGUUAUAGAUGAGGAGAGAUACAACCUCGAACACAAAGCCAACAUGGUUGUUGAAGAGGUCAAAGACCUGAAUAUAAAGAUUGUGGAUCUGAAGGGCAAGUUCAAGAAACCUCCUCUUAAGAAAGUACGCAUGUCAGCUGAUGCCAUGCUUCAGGCUCUGCUGGGCUCCAAGCACAAGGUGAACCUGGACCUGAGAGCCAAUCUGAAACAAGUGAAGAAAGAGGUCAAAGAGGAGGAUAAGGAACUGCGUGAUGUUGGUGACUGGCGUAAGAGCAUUGAGGACAAAGCUGGCAUGGGAGGAAGGAAAAAGAUGUUUGAAUCAGAGGCUUAAAUGAAUGGACCUGCGCACGCGUGGAUUAGCUAGCUUAUUAUGUCACCAUUGUUUCCUUAUCAUUAUAGUGUUCAGAGCAUAGUUAUACCACAAACUCUUUUCAUUUUUCUUCAAGUAGCUGUUUUAAUGUAUGAUCAAGCAGAUAUUGUUGUAUUACCUUCCAAACUCAGCAGCUCAUUACACAACAUUAUGUCAUACAAUGUAUCCGAAGAUGUUUUUUCUUUUCCAAAUAAAUGUAUUCUUCUGUGA
Astyanax mexicanus (Mexican tetra) is the source of this 910-nucleotide messenger RNA. It is a transcript of the gene tnni2a.2, whose product is annotated as troponin I type 2a (skeletal, fast), tandem duplicate 2. NCBI's taxonomy places the organism in Eukaryota, Metazoa, Chordata, Actinopteri, Characiformes, Acestrorhamphidae. Gene Ontology annotation, cellular component: troponin complex. The record is from RefSeq and is a predicted model, not a curated record. The transcript is spliced from 7 exons. The coding region runs from base 125 to 661 and encodes 178 amino acids. Gene Ontology annotation, biological process: muscle contraction.